UUUCAGACGCGCUCGCGUUUUCAGCCGCUCAGCGCCUCAGCGCAACGAGCAGCGCGCAAGGCUGCUAUACAACGCGUAGCGCGAGACGCCUUCGACGCGGCGGCAUCGCUGCGACGGAACCGAGCUCGACCCAUCUAGAGAGCAAAACCAGGCACCAGCCCAGUAGCCCAAACGAUGGAGAAAGAGCCAAUCGCAGUGCAAGGCAUCAAGAUCACGGGCCUCCGCCGCUACCCGCAGUCCUUAGUGCAGCAAGAGCUCAAAAAAGUACAUCAGGCGCAGACCUUCGGCGCGCUGCUGGAAGAAAUAGACGCCGCGACUCAAAAUCUGAACCAGACGGACCUGUUCGAUGACGUAAAAACGAGCAUCGGCGGCGCCGACGCGCAGGGCGUACAUGUAACGAUCCACCUGAGCGAGAAGAAGCCGUACAAGCUGAAGGUCGGCGCCACCACCUCCGGCGCCGCCGACGAGGUGCGCUACGAGGCGGCGGGCACGCUGCGCGGCUUCCUACGCAUGGGAGAGCUCGCGACGGCGACGGUCACGAAGUCGCCGAAGCACGGUCUGGAGCUCGCGUUCGGGCUGCGGCGGCCCGUCGCGACGCCGCUCGCAGUACUAGGCCUGGCCGAAUCCAUCGUAUCCGUCGACGUCGAGGUGGGCGGCCGCGAGGCGCCGUGGGCGCCGGCCACCUCAUCGACACCGGGCCGCCGCGUCGACGGCCGGGCCGUGCGCUGCGCGUGCGCGGCGCGCGACGGCAGCCGGCGGCUGGUGGUGGAGGUCGCGCGGCGUGUUGGUGUGGAUGAUGACGCCUUCUCCGAGUCGACGAAGUGCGCCCUCUCCUAUGCUCUCAGAGCGGACGGCCGCGACGCCGCGGCGGCGCCGACGGACGGCGCCUGCGCUGACGCCAGCGUGGAGGUCGCGGGCUUGGGCGACGCGGGCGACGCGCGCUUCGUCAAGGCGGAGGGCGCCCUCCAGAACCACAUCCGUGUGACAAAACUACAAAACGGCUUCGUGGCCUUGGGCGGCGUCGCGCGCGUCGGCGCGGCCCUGCCGCUGUUCGGGAAUGGUGUGUUGGACCUCGCCAUGCCGGACCGGUUUUACCUGGGCGGGCCGCUGCGAUUGCGGGCCUUCGAGCGCUGCGGCGUCGGCGCGCGGUCGCCGCGGGCGCGCGGCGCCCCGUUGCUCGCGGGCGACGCGACGGCGUUACCGGCCGUCGGCGGCGCGCUGCUCUGGGCGGCGUCGCUCAUAUUAAGCGCGCCGGUCCCGGGCGACCUCGGGAGGCACGGCCUGCGAGCUUUAGCGUUCCUCGACGCGGGCGGGCUCCUCGCGCCCGGCGCGCGCGCUUCACUCACAUCGCUGAUGGCCGAGACGCGGCUCUCCUGCGGAUUGGGCCUAGCCCUCGCGCCGGCGGCGUUCGCGCGCCUCGAGCUGAACUACGGCUGGGUGCUCCGCGCGCGGCCGGGCGACGUCGCCAAGGGGCUCCAGUUCGGCGUGUCGGCGGCGUUCGGGAGCUGAGUACUUAUAAGUUGUAUUAUUAGCCG
Molecule: messenger RNA, 1535 nt
Organism: Pelagomonas calceolata
Lineage: Eukaryota; Pelagophyceae; Pelagomonadales; Pelagomonadaceae
Source: the annotation of a GenBank genome assembly